AACGCUUCGCUUCGUUUUAAGUAUAGCACCGGCACCGGCACAUGUUGCAUACUUAACCUAAACUGGAUCAUCCAAUGAUAAAUAAAGUUUUGAUGUUCGCGUGAAAAUCACGGAUUCAUUUUUCCCAAUUUACAUCUUCAAUGAUUAUUAGAUGCGUGAAUGUGAAGCUGGCGUGCAGUUGCAUUUAAUGGCAUUCAUUAUUGCGUGGUAGUUCGUCCCAUAUUAGUGAUACAAUAAUGUCUGGAGGGGAAUCAUCGACAGUACCGCUGGAAGGUGUAUCGGAAGGGAUCGCUGCGGAUGCGGACGGCCAUGGCCAGAGUGUUGACGAACUUAGUCGUUCGUUGCAGAGGUUCAACUGGCCGGAUUAUUUGGUGUUUGUGCUAAUGUUGGUCAGUUGCAUUUUUAUUGGAAUUUUCUUCGGCUAUAAAGAUCAUCUGAAGCAUAAGAAUCGAAAGACGGCUAGAAGAGACUCCGAAGCUCUGGAUUAUUUGGUCGGUGGAAGAAAAAUGAAAAUAUUUCCGGUGGCGGUUUCCCUGGUGGCGAGUUGGAUAUCUGGGAUAUCACUUCUUGGGACAUCGACAGAAAUUUAUGUCUACGGCACACAAUACUGUUACAUUGUGUUUGCCAUCGUUCUCAUGGGAUUUCUGAUGCAUUACAUAUUUCUGCCCGUAUUCCACGAUCUACAAAUUACGUCAGCAUAUGAGUACUUGCAGUUGCGGUUCGACAAAAGGAUGAGAAUAUUUGGUUCUGUGCUUUUUAUGGUGGCUUGCCUUUUAUGGAUGCCCAUUGUGAUUUAUGUACCAGCUCUUGCGUUUAAUCAAGUAACUGGAAUCAAUAUCCAUACGAUAACUCCAAUUGUAUGCUUGAUAUGCAUAUUUUACACAAGUGUGGGUGGCAUGAAGGCAGUUGUCUGGACGGAUGUGGUUCAAUCCGGUGUAACACUGGGCGCUCUGUUGGCGGUUUUCGUAAAAGGUACCAUAGACAUCGGAGGACCGGCCGUAAUUUGGGAACGCAAUUGGAAACACAGCCGAAUUGAGCCACCAAAUUUUGAUCCAGAUCCUACGCUGCGCCAUUCGGUGUGGACGUUGUUUGUGGGCGGAACUGUUUGGUAUACAUACGGAGUUUCUUGCAGUCAGGAUAUGAUUCAACGGUAUCUGUCGUUGCCAACGCUCAGGGAUGCAAGGAAGGCAUCUAGGGGAUUUAUUUUUGGAAUGAUUUUGGUUCUCACAAUUUUAUUCGCGCUUGGAUUACUGAUUUUUGCUACGUAUUAUGAGUGCGAUCCCUUAUCCACUAAUUUAGCGAAAGCUAAGGACCAACUGUUGCCUCUGUUUGUAAUGGAUAUAUUUCAAGAGUAUCCUGGAGCAGCUGGUGUGUUUGUAGCAGGGAUUUUCAGUGCGGCCCUCAGUUCACUAUCGUCUGCUCUGAAUGCUUUGGCCGCAAUAGCAUAUGAAGAUUUUUGUAAACCUUAUUUUGUAUCGCUAUCGGAAACACAAAUAGGGUACAUAUUGCGAGGAUCUGUUCUGGUGUUUGGAGCGAUAUCCGUGAUUUUUAUUUACAUUGUUGAACAUUUAGGAGCAGUAAUGCAGCUGACGAUGACGCUUAGCUCUACUGCAGGAGGGCCACUUUUCGGGUUAUUCGUGAUGGGUAUUCUCAUGCCAUGGGUGAAUGCAACGGGUGCGCUGUAUGGCGGAAUAGCUGGACUAUUAUCAAUGUGUUAUAUGUGUUUCAGAUCACAAGCAUCUAUAGCGACCGGUGAGGUGAUCUAUAGAACCAAAGAAGUAAUCACCUCUGGGUGUCAUUAUCAAUUUGUUAACGUUACUAAACCAGAUCCAACGUUCGAUGAUAUGGAAAAAUCUCUUCAUCACAUUUCCUAUUUAUAUUUCACACUUUUCGGGACGAUUGUUUCUUGUACCGUCGGCACUUUAACCAGUGUAGUGAAAAGGAAAACAACGUCCGAAAAAAUUGAUCCACAACUAUUGGCUCCCUUCAUAAGGAAUUUUCUUGCAGAGCAGACACAACGUGAUGAAGAGUUUCCACUAAGUUGUACGACAAUAAAAAAUGAUAUAAACAUAAACAUACAUCAGCCGGAAUAACUAGUCGUAGAUAAGCCAAAAAAUACUUAAAAGUGGUUUCAACAUUUUAGUCAAUUGGUUUAAGAUUUAUGUAAUAAAUUAAACGCUACUCACUACAUUUCCGGUAUAGUUCCUCUCAUUUUAUGUGUUUAGAGAUUAAAUAGUUAACGAAAAAACUAGAAGAGACCGAGUCUAGAGCCACGGACGUAAGUUUGACGUAGGACUGGAUUUUUUUUCAUCCCAUUUAUUUAUUUAAUUAGGCUCAUUAAUGUUGUAGCUGUAACAGAGCCGGUUUUUAAUCGUGAACAUGUUACAUGUUAUGGUUUCCAUAAAUUGUAAAUUACACAGUAGUCGUAAGAGUAUUGUUUCUUUUUUCCAUUGUUCAGCAGAGACAGGUGAUAUGAUCAUUGUUGUGUUAUUAACCCUUCCGUACUCGCGUGCAAAAUCAUAACACGUAUACUCGCGCACGGUGUCACAGACCGAAAAUUGAACUUCUCUGUAAUGUUGCCAUUGUCUAUUUUUCAGGUUUGUGUUUCAAUGUUUGAUACUCCAACACAAAUAACGAAAUUCGAAUUUUUCACUGUUAUUAAUCAGAAGUAAGGAACUGAAUAUAAUUCAUGGAAGUAUAAAGAGCUGUAAAAUAACAUAAAAACGUAUUAAUCGAUUGUGGUUUCUACAAUGGUCCAGGAGAUGCAUUUAAGUGGAAAUUAGCAUUUAGAACUUGACAGUUAUUCUCUAGACAAAAACUGUCUUAGACAAAGUUGUUAAAAAUAGGGUGACCAAAAUUGUCGAUGAAAUAAAAAGUCUAACUUUCUUAUCUUUAUAGAUAGAGGUGAAUAUAGUUCGACAAUAUUGUAGCUCCAAUUAUUUGAGACAUCUUUGUAGAGCAAAGUUUUUCUCUAUCUCUUGAAAUAACCGA
This is a messenger RNA of Toxorhynchites rutilus septentrionalis, 2991 nucleotides long. RefSeq names its product sodium-coupled monocarboxylate transporter 1-like. Lineage: Eukaryota; Metazoa; Arthropoda; Insecta; Diptera; Culicidae. The coding region runs from base 237 to 2093 and encodes 618 amino acids. The record is from RefSeq and is a predicted model, not a curated record. Gene Ontology annotation, molecular function: symporter activity. The transcript has 9 exons. Gene Ontology annotation, cellular component: membrane. Gene Ontology annotation, biological process: transmembrane transport; sodium ion transport.